Messenger RNA from Lasiodiplodia theobromae, 1230 nucleotides. RefSeq lists its product as uncharacterized. Bases 1 to 1230 code for a protein of 409 amino acids. The transcript has 2 exons. Lineage: Eukaryota; Fungi; Ascomycota; Dothideomycetes; Botryosphaeriales; Botryosphaeriaceae. The record is from RefSeq and is a predicted model, not a curated record.
AUGGCUGAGCUCGACCCCCAAUCAGGCCCGCAAGAGCCUGUGGACCCCGCGCUGGCGCAGGGCGCGCAGAUACCGCUUCAGUCCUUCGCCAUCCCAGACUUCCCGCCCGAGGCGCAAGUGCUGAAGGCGCUGACGCUGACGUCGGACAUCAAGAUCGACGAGUACCCCAAGGAGCUGGAGAAGUUCGCGCCCAUCCCGGCGCUGCCGCAAGGCAUCCAGAGCCUGACUCUCGAGCUCUUCUCGCUGGGCUUCCCGGCAGGCUUCCUGUCGGCACUGGCCGAUGCACUCCCGCACGUGCGCAGCUUCGAUGCAUAUAGCCAGUUGCUGUGCGGCAUCACGACGGCGGCGCAGGACGAUGCCGUCGCCUUCUUCGACAAGCUGCGCGAACUGCGCGCCAUCCAGCUGCUCGACGUCUUCGCGCGGCCGGGCUUCUUCCAGACCGUGGGCGAGAAGCUGACGGCACGGGACCCGGACCAGCGCCUCAUGUUCCUGCAAUUCAACUACACCUUCCGCCACGAGGAUGAAGAUUUCCUGCACCGCAUACCCGCAGAGGAGCUGCCAGCGUUCGUCAACCCCAGCCUCGUCAUGUGCAGCUUCAACGUCGCUGCGCCCGACAAUACCGACGACCCGGAGGACCCGACCAACGUGACCGAGGAGGGUGAUGUGCAGCAGAAGCCUGAAGGCGUCAUGGCUUUCCACAAGAGCCACGCGAAUCACCUCGUCUACGAACUGACGAAUGAAAAGACUGCCCCGACGGCGCUCCGUGCACUAAACACGACCCUAUACACCUUCACCGUCGACGAUCUAGAGACGGUGCUUCAGAAGCACACCGGCCUGCUGGUGCUCAGCGUGACGCUGGAGAUCGAGCCGACCGAAAUGUGCAAGAACCGCUUGAUGGAGGCGCUCAGACAUUGCCCCGAAAUCGAGCGCGUGGAGAUUGUGGGGAACCCGACGCUGGAAUUUUCCAUGGCCGUCAUGAAUCCUCGUCGUCAUGCUCUGAACCACACCUUCCCGUCGGCGGAUGACAUGCGCAAAUUGGAGGAGAGCUGCCCCAAGCUGACAAAUUUCUCGGCGACCAUCCUACGGACGACUUCGAGCGGUCAUGUGGAAUGGUCAAAGGAGGGCGGAUCGUGGCAGGGAGGCAUCACCGCGCCAGCAGUACCCGACGACGGGACAGGCGAUAUGCCACCGGCGUUGAUGGCGACUUUGCAGCAACAAGCCACAGUAUGA